Messenger RNA from Colletotrichum phormii, 748 nucleotides. RefSeq lists its product as uncharacterized. The record is from RefSeq and is a predicted model, not a curated record. The coding region runs from base 117 to 635 and encodes 172 amino acids. The transcript has 2 exons. Lineage: Eukaryota; Fungi; Ascomycota; Sordariomycetes; Glomerellales; Glomerellaceae.
GAGAGGUCCACGAUGGCCUAAAAGUUUCCUUCAAAUUGAUUCCAUCGCUUCGAAACUCGAAAGUCACAUCAUCCAGGUGGGCUCAUAAUAUCGUGUCUUGACGACAAUUCGUGGAUAUGAGUGAAUCGACUUCCGGCUCCCGCGAGUGUGGGGCCUCGAGCCCCCGUCCUCGCCUUCUUCCGAGCAUCCCAACACGAAGCCAAGGGUUUCGAGGUCUAGAUCCAUUUCUCGAGGGUUUCAACUUUUCAACUCCUCGUCAGCUUCGACCCUUUGCUCCAAGAAACAAAUUUCUUGGCAAUCAAUCGGAAGCACAUCGUGAUCCAACGCGGUCAACAACCUAUUACAACUUCAUUGGUGCAGAAUCAUCUCUCGCCGGGUUCGCAAUCGUCGACGAGCUCCGUUGGUGGAGAAACAUAGAUACGGUGCCAAGGUGGAGCAUCUCCCUCGAGAUAUGUAGGCCAAGACUCCCAGCACGAAAAGAACAUAAGAAGCGAAGCAGAUCAGUUCAUCUGGCCGUUUUCGAUUUCUAUGACAGACAACUACCGACGCCAAGGAUAGAACCGGCCCGGAUAUGCGGGUUUCGUAACUUUUUUAUGAAAAGCAAUGCAGAGCUUCAGAAGUCGAGAUGCCAUUGAAUCGCAGGCUGGACUGCUACUCGGAUACCACAUUGAGAACGAAAGACGACAGCCGGCAUGACGACAAUGUUGCAGGACAAUAUGAAGAUGCCUCAAAAGAAAAGGGAGAUUCU